Paramecium sonneborni is the source of this 862-nucleotide messenger RNA. NCBI's taxonomy places the organism in Eukaryota, Ciliophora, Oligohymenophorea, Peniculida, Parameciidae. The record is from the annotation of a GenBank genome assembly.
UAUCUUUAAAAAAAAUGAGUGGAAGUAUGUAUGAUUUAUCAGUGGCUACAUAUUCUUAGGAAGGACGUAUAUAUUAGGUAGAAUAUGCAACAAAAGCAGUUGAAAAUUCAGAGUAAUAAAAAUAAAAGUAAUUAGGACUGUGAUUGGAGUAAAAUGUAAAGAUGGUGUGAUAUUGGCAGGAGAGAAAUAGAAGUUUUCUAGAUUAUUAGAAGACAAUACAAAUAAAAGAAUAUAUAAUAUUGAUAAUUAAACUGGAAUGGCACUAUGUGGUAAAUUACCAGAUGGAAGAAACAUUUUAUAGAGAGCAAAAGCAGAAGCAUCUUAAUAUUAAGAUAUGUAUGCAAUUCCAGCAUCAGCUAAUGUUUUAUCUGAUAGAGUAUCAUAAUAUGUACAUGCAUAUACUAUGUAUUCUGGAGUAAGACCAUUUGGAUCAGCAAGUAUACAUUAUUCUUAUUAUUUAUAGCAUUCAUUGCCAGUUAUAAUACUUUUGAUGGUUAUGAGUUGUAUAUGAUUGAACCAUCUGGGAACAAAUAUGCUUAUCAUGCAUGUGCACAUGGAAAAGGUAGAGCUAUUUGUAAAUCGGAAUUUGAGAGAAGAAAUUUUAAAGAUCUUACAUGUUAAGAUGCCUUAGUUUAUGUUGCUAAAAUGUAUAUAUAUUUAUGUAGUAUUAUCAGGUUAAUAUUAUCACAUGAAGAAUUCAAAGAAAAGAAAUUUGAAUAUGAAAUCACAUGGAUUAAUGAUAACAAUGGUCGUAAACAUUAAACCGUCCCUCAAGAUUUCAUUAAUAAUGCUGUACAAUAAGCUGAAUAAUUAAUUGAAUAAGAUUAAAUUGGAGAAUGAUCAUAUCUACAUAAAAAAAGCA